Molecule: messenger RNA, 1962 nt
Organism: Rasamsonia emersonii CBS 393.64
Lineage: Eukaryota; Fungi; Ascomycota; Eurotiomycetes; Eurotiales; Trichocomaceae
Product: Glutamate decarboxylase
Exons: 8
Biological process (GO): L-glutamate catabolic process
Cellular component (GO): cytosol
Molecular function (GO): glutamate decarboxylase activity; pyridoxal phosphate binding
Source: RefSeq, a predicted model, not a curated record
UCUCUCUCUCUCUCUCUCUCUCUCUCUCUCUCUNUUAGCUCUGGUACUUCAGUGAUGUCCAUCCAUAUGUCCUCAACUCAUGUCUUUCCAGCUCAGGAUAUGAACUCGACGUAUUUGGAAUCGUUUGGCCUAACUAUCUCCUAUCUAGCUGCAUUAUCUACUUACGAUAGUGAUAGGUACUGUAUGACGACCUACGCCCGGCCGCAAAACUCUGGUCCAGUUCCUGCCCUAGCAGCCAUGUCGUUGGCGCAACAUAUCGACCCCGACGAAAUCAUCCGCCAGGUACGGGACAAUCCCGACAGCUGGAAACAACACCUCCACACCGAAAACGCCGUCACCAGCGUGACCCCCUACUCGACACGGUACGCAAGCAAGGAGAGCAUCCCCAAAUUCCGCAUCCCGACCGAGGGCGCGCCCUCGCAGGUGGUCGCUCAGCUGCUGAAGGAUGAACUGGAUCUGGAUGGGAAGCCGAAUCUGAAUCUUGCCAGGUUGGUAGAACCGAAGUCAUGGGAUUGUAGUCCCGGAAUGUGGUCGCUGAUUGUUUCUCAACGCAACAGCUUCGUUGGCACCUACAUGGAGAGAGAGGCAAAUGCCCUCGUUGCCGAGAACAUUGCCAAAAACCUGGCCGAUGCAGACGAGUAUCCUGCCCUCAUGGCGAUGCAUGCCCGCUGCGUGUCGAUCAUCGCCAACCUCUGGGGUGCGCAGAAGAAUGAAAACGCAGUGGGCUCUGCAACGGUCGGCUCGUCCGAAGCCAUCCAUCUCGGAGGGCUGGCGAUGAAGCGCAGAUGGCAGGAAAAGCGCCGGGCUGCAGGCAAAGACACGUCUCGACCCAAUAUCAUCAUGGGCGCCAACGCCCAGGUCGCGCUGGAGAAGUUUGCGCGGUACUUCGAGGUCGAGCCGAGGAUCCUCGACGUGUCUGAGAAGAGCCAAUUCCGUCUCGAUCCGGAUCUGGUCCGACAGAACCUGGAUGAGAAUACCAUUGGCAUCUUCGUCGUUCUGGGCAGCACCUACACGGGUCACUUCGAACCCGUCGAGGAGGUUUCCAAGAUCCUGGACGAGUUCCAAGCGGAAACCGGCCAUGAUAUCCCGAUUCACGUGGAUGCGGCCAGCGGGGGGUUCGUCGCUCCGUUUACCCAUGCGGGUGCUGGGCAGAAAUGGAAUUUUGAGCUCCCCCGCGUCAAAUCCAUCAACUCUUCCGGCCACAAAUUCGGCCUGGUGUACCCCGGCCUGGGAUGGAUCAUCUGGCGCGAUCAAUCGUACCUGCCCAAGGACCUGAUCUUCGAGCUGCACUAUCUCGGCGGCACGGAGGAGUCGUAUACGCUCAACUUCUCCCGGCCGGGGGCACCGGUGAUCGGGCAGUACUACAACCUGAUCCACCUGGGCUUCAACGGCUACCGGGACAUCAUGGAGAGCUGCCUGGCGAAUGCGCGCCUGCUGAGCAAGGCGCUCGAGCGGACCGGGUGGUUUACCUGCGUCAGUUGCAUCCACCGCAAGAAAGAAGUGAAGAGCGUCAUAGAGGCCGCGUUUCCUACGCCGUUGGAGGAGGAGACGUCGGCGGACUACGAAGCCGGCUUGCCCGUCGUGGCUUUCCGGCUGUCUGACGCGUUCAGGAAGAAGUAUCCGCACGUGAAGCAGGAGAGCAUCAGUAUCCUGCUCCGGUCGAAACAGUACAUCAUUCCGAACUACCCCCUCCCACGCAAGGAGCAACACACGGAAAUCCUGCGCGUGGUCGUCCGCGAGAGCAUGUCUGCCGACCUCCUCGAGCGGCUCAUCAGCGACAUUGUGGCCGUCACGGAGAGACUGGUGGAUUCCGAUCCGGUGGACUUGUCGAGUCUGCAGAUCCAUCCCAAUACUGUUGAGAAGUCGCGGUCUCGGUACAGAAGACAUGGACAGCAGCAGCAUGAUCAACCGCGGAGUCGGCUGGGGGGUAUGGGAGAGGGGAUUCACAAGAGCGUCUGUUGA